Molecule: messenger RNA, 399 nt
Organism: Hepatospora eriocheir
Lineage: Eukaryota; Fungi; Microsporidia; Hepatosporidae
Source: the annotation of a GenBank genome assembly
AUGAAUUUUAUAUUUAAGGCAGUAAGUGCAUUUAACUUCAGCAGUUUUCUAUCAGGCAACAAUAAUGUUGAAAAUAAUCCAGUUGAUAAUAAAGAGAAUGGUUUUUCUAAUGAAGAUCCAUUAGCAUCUGACUAUCCUCCUCAAUACAAUGAUCAGCAACAAGAUUUUCAAGAUAGUGAACAACAACCAAAUGAUUUGGAUAGGGAUGUUGAGCAACAAAAUCCUAUAGGAGGAAAUAAUAAUUAUUUAAAUAACAGCCCACUUCAAGGCGGUAGUUAUUCAGGUAGUUAUAAGCGAACAACAACAAGAUCUUAUCCUACAAGCUAUAAUUAUUCUACCAAAAGAACAGUUGGUAGACAACCAACUAAUAGUUAUUAUACUAGAAAAAUUAAUUACUAA